AUGGAUGCGGACUCCUUCUGCCAGUGCAUCGCGCUGAUCUCAUCACCUUCGCUCUUGCCUGAGCAAAGACGAGCUUUGGAGGCGUCGCUGCUUCAGCUUCGGCGAUCUCCAGGUGCUGUGGACGUGUGCUCGCAAGUGCUGUUGGGAAGCGAUGCCUGCGUCUCCUACCACGCUGCCAACACCUUGAAGUAUGCCGUGCUCUUCAGCUGGCCCUACUUGUCGGAAGCGCUCCGCGAGAAGGCCUUGCAUGCCUGGCUCUCGGCUCUGUCACCUCCGAAGCACUUGUCGGCUUCUGACUGGCGACCUGUCAAGAACGAAGCACUGGAAGCCAUCGCAUUGUACUUCAAGAAGAUCUACAUCGUGUCGAACGAGCUGCCAAGCGGUCCCCACUUCUCCUUGGACGUGGCGGCUGCUUUCUUGUCGGCACUCCAGGAUGGGAGGAACCUCAGCCUCCUGGCUGCCUCGGUGGAGGCACAGCAAAAAGCACAGCAGCUAUUUGCCCGCUUUGCAUUGCUUCCCUUGCUUCGGGCAGCCGCCGCAGAGGCGCACUGGGAUUGCUUGAUUGCUUGCGCGAACUGCGAGUUUUCAGAGAAGUCCACCGACUGGCAAGCGGCCUGCGCGGAGGUGGCGCUGGCAAUCUCCGCACGCGGAGACUGGGAUUUGGCACUGCAGCUCGCGGCGCAGUGCCCGACGAUGCCAGCUAUGUGGAAUCUUGUCGUGGACGGUGCCUCCUCCAGGCCUGCAAGCAUAUCUGCAGCCGCGAGCUGUGCUUCACGAUUGCUUACGGACCCAUCUUCGGGCCAGAGAUCUAGCUUGGCAAGGAUUGCGGCCCGAUUGAUGCAGGUGGACUUGAACAGCGAGGAGGGGCUGUCGAGUUAUGACAGCCUGGUCCUGAUUCUGCAGGUUCUCAGUCGACAGCGGGAUCCGGAGCUUACGGAUUAUUUGCUAGAAAACUUCUUCCAGCAUAUACUCCUGCAAGCGAACGUGCCAGAUGCAUAUGAUGAGACUUUGGGUACAUCCGCCGGUACGAGUUCCGGUCAUGAACUGUUGACAUUGAUUGCAAGAAUCGGCCGAGACUGCCAUCACAUUUCCAGUGGUCUUCAGCAGCUUCUGUCACGGCCGCUGGACAAUGAGUUCGCCAUGGACGUCCGGCACGUGUCCUUGUGCUUUGCAUCCGAGCUCUUGGAGGUUAGCGACGAAGCUCUUUGCCUAGCUGCGGCAGUCAGCACUCAGACAAAUGGUCUGAGUUCGCCACUACUGGUCGCUGACAGCCUGCGGUUUUUCCAAAGGGUGUGCAGGCGAGGCGUACUGUUUAGUGACAAGGCGCAAAUUUUCAGGGUUGCGCUCGGUCUUCUGAAUGCAGAAGUGGUGCAGGAAGGGCUGGCAGUUCUGACAGAAGUGUCAAAAUCUGCCGACUCGCGAGUGCUAUUUGCGGCACACUUUCAAGAAGUGUGGUCAAACCCUCAGAUGCCACUAAGUUUGGUAAAUGGUUUCUGUCGAUGCAUGCGCAACUGCGCAGAUGUGGCCGAAUUGGUCGAAUUAGCAGGUCCGUUGCGACAGGAUGUGUUGAAGCAGCUGGCUGAGUGGGAUCCCAGAUACGUGAAUGGACACCAGCUAGCACUGACAGAACGUCGAUUUGGCGCUCUGGGCGGACUGGCGCCCUUGGGAAAUGAGUUUGAGCAGCCGAUCAUCCGCGCACUACAAACCAGGCUGUGUGGACAAUAUCCAGAACACCUGCUGCCAUGCGCUGCACCUCUACUGGCUGCUCUUGCCAAGAGCGGCAGCGAGUGCGGAUUGCGCCUGGCCGACAGCGUAUGCGUGCCAAUGGCUGCUCUCCCAGCCGAGAGUGAGCUGCAAGAGCACACGCUGGACUUGUGUGAAGUUCUACUAGAAGCUCCGGCAACUUGCGUGAGCGACGCUUUGGUUGUCCUUUGGACCAAAUGCUGCGACUGUCACGUCCGGCGCUGCUUCGAAUUGAUGAGCAAGGCUCCACUGACGCAAAGGUCCUUCGAGUGUUUGUCUGUCGGGCUUGGGCAUCCAGAUGGACAUAUCCAGCAGCUGGCUGUGCGUGCUCUAACAGACAGACCCUUUCAGGGAGACGUCUCAGACAUGUUGCCACGGGUCUUGCAGAUUGCGGUCUAUCAGGAUGGACCCCUUCUUGAACGUCUGGCUGAUUUGUUUCUGGUCUAUACUACUGCUUCUGCACUGAUGGCAGCGGCCAGUAAGCUUGUGGUGGGAAUAACCGACCAUAUCUUGAGGGCGAUGGUGCUGCAGAGCUUCGAGAAGCUAAGCACCCAGCACGAGGAUCCCAAAGCGCACUUCCUGCGUUUCGCGAGCGCCACACAGAAAGCAGUGCUUAUGGGGGCGAGACAGGCUGCGGAGGCAGUUGCGGACAGGGCUGCCAGGUCCGGCAAGCCUCCCAAAGAAGUUGCGUUGGCGGCCAGGGAAGCCGCGGUAACCGCAGGGCUCACGAAGGAAAGCCUGAUGGUGCAGACAGUCGGCUCUGCCGCAACACGAGCAGUCGCUGCCGAGAUGGCUCGCAAGCAGGCUGGAUGGCACGAAAUCGCAGCUGCAACUGUCGAGGCUGCGCAGGACUCCUCGCUCCCGGCAGAGUUCGUGCCGCGCAUGGCGGCAACAGCAGCUGCGGAGCAGGCUGCGAAGGAAGCAGCGAGGCAAAGCAAAUCCGGACACGAGGUUGGACUCGUUGCGGCUGCAGCUACUCAAGCGUGUGGGGUUCCGGCAACCUUGGCGGGCGACGUGGCUGGGAGAGCCAUUGCAUCGGCGCUCCUGCAGAGCGGGUCUGGACUCGCCACCAUGGAGGAUAUGUGGAGCGGCCUCUGCCAAGACGGGAACGAAGCUGGCGCUGGCCGCCUGCAGCGUCACGAGUCAUGCUGGAAAUGCUUCAUGCGAUGCUUUUGCCUGACCCCGAGCCGGGAAGUCCACUUCGAAGCAGCGCAGGCUCAGCAUGCGGCGGUCGUGCAGUCCCUGGCGCUAAUAACAGCUGAGUACUCACAUGGCUCUCCCAGCUUCGCGACCUGGACAGCCGGCUUAAAAGCCUUGUUGACACAGGCGCAGGAGGAGGAAGAUGGCGAGUUCGACCGCUUCGCCCCGUCUCCCUGCGAAUGGCCAGCCUUGAACAAUGUUUUGAAGCUGGGAGUCACGCCGCCUGAAGGGAAGAGCGAAGUGAGCGAUGGUCUCCUCUUGGAUGUGGCACGUUUAUCUGCUCAUGCGGCUCGAUUUGCAUUGGCCGCCUACUCGAACAGGCUCUACGGGCUAGUUUCUCCUGGGGCAGCUUGUUUGACACUGGCCUGCUGUAUCUCUGAACGUCGAGCUUUUGUUCGCAUGAGUGGGGUCAGCGACGACGACGUGCUGCUUGCCGAAACGGUGGCUCGUCCGUUUAAACCUGUCUGGUGGAUCUGUCAUGACCGCGCGACGUCUGCAAUCAUGGUCGCCAUUCGCGGCACUUUCAGCAUGUCAGAUGUGCUUUCUGACGUGCUGGCCACACAAGUACUGUACAAGGAGCAUGUGAUACACGAGGGCGUGCUGGCAAGCGCACGCUGGGUUUACAGCAAAGUGGCCCCAGUUCUGCGCAGGGAGAUGGCCUCGGAAGGAGGGAAGAUUCUCAUCACAGGUCACAGCUUGGGCGGAGCGGUUGCUGCAUUGCUGGCUUGGUUGCUUCGUGAGGAUGCCGGCUUGCCAGCACGGGCCAUUGUCUUCGGCGUGCCACAGGUCACGGACGAAGCGCUGGCCCGAAAGAUGGCGAAGUUUGUCACCGGCAUCAUCCAUGCAAGGGACAUUAUCCCAAUGCUGUCGCAAAAGUCAGUGGAAGAUCUUCGGCACCACGUGGCAGAGGCCGCGCAGACGCCCGAAGAAAAAUUGCUGGAGCUGCAAGCGGUGCUCGCAAACUUCCAUCUCCCGACCGAGCCAGCGUUGUUGCAAGAUGCUCUCUCCCAGAGGCAGUUCCAAGCUCCAACCCCUCGACGUCAUACUAGCACUUCCACUUCUACGACGGUUUAUGAAGAUGCUCCGAGCGACGUCGUGGAGCUGCCAGCGAUUCCGAUGCACAAUCCAGGAUGGCAGCUGCACUUAAGAAGACGUGCGCUUGGGGCACGAAGCCGCGAGUUCAAGCCAAUCCUCUGGAGAAGUUCGAUGGAGGACUUCCUGAUCACCGUCUCUACGCCCACAACAGCUUCUAUGCAACGAGUUCGCCCGGUCACUGGUGACAUUCCCGCAAGUAGCGACUGCCAGAGUCGGGCAGGCAGCUGCGAGGGCAACCUGCAGGAGCGGACAGUGACCGAGCUCCUGGAGCUGGGGCAUGGCGCUAUGAAUGGCGCAUGGGCAUUUCCGCAGGCAGUGGAUUGGGAUGACGAUGGCCACAGCGAGCUAAUCGUUCUCCAGUGGGAUGGAGGCGAUUCUUGGGAUGACCCACCGGGGGAGGGAAGGCACUGCUGGGUCAGGUAUUUCAGGCAAGAUGCAUGGCAGCUAAACGAGCAACUCGGGGAAGAGAAUCCUUUCAGAGAUCUUGGGUUUCAGAUGAAUUCCACGAGCGUAGAGCCGGCCUUCUCAGUUCUUGACUGGGAUGGAGAUGGCGAUCUGGACUGGAUACUCCGGGACGACCAGGGUUUGUGGUUUCUGGAGUUCUCCGCUGGCACCAUUCGCAGCAAGUCUCCAAUCUGGCUCUUUGACAAUCACGGGCAGCCGAUACCAGCAAAUUUGUUGGCAGCACAAGACUGGGCGCUGCAGCCUUUCGCUGCGGUGGAUUGGGAUCAGGAUGGCGACCUGGAUCUGUUCAUCAGCGAUCCGCAACAAUCCUGGCCACUUGAGAUCCUUUACUUUGAGCGCGUCAAUGAAUCGUCCUUGGUACAAUCCAGAAGUCCCCUGGCUGGUUUCGAUGCUUCUUCCGUGAAGAGCAUGGUUGUUGCAGAUUUCGACGGUGAUGGAGAGAUGGACGUUCUGUUCAGCAACUACGAAAGCUAUUUGUGCGAGCCUCCUAUGCUCGGCUUCCUGCAUGGUACCGAGGAUGGGAACUUUGAGGACUGGAGUCAGAAUGGUCGUGCAAACCCCUUUUGGGGGGCCGAAGGAGCCGGAUAUGCAAACUGCACUGACUUCAGUGGUGCUGCCUUGGCAGUGGCGGAUGCGAACCAGAACGGAUUGUUGGAGCUGCUGGUUGCCACCAGUUCACGCAUUCUCCUGUUCUCAUGGCACUUUACCAAGCAGCUGGUGGAAAGAGCAAACGGGUACACGCUCUUCCACAUCAACAGACGGAUGGCGCAUCCUGCUGUUGCAGAUUGGGAUGGAGAUGGGAUCGCGGACUUGAUCCUAGGGUCGAAGUACGGGCGUGUUGAGGUUUUCCUACGUCAAGAGGACGGCAGCUUGGGUGAAUGGGAGCCUGUUCUUGAGCUGAAGGAUGUUUCGACUGCCCGGCCCGUUGUCCUUGAUUUCAACAACGACAGUCUCAAUGAUCUCAUGGUUCCCAGUUCUACAUGGGACGGAAGCGAGCUCAUCUAUUUCGAACGCCAGCUGAACGGAAGCCUGGAAGAGAAGUUCCGGCUGAAACCUAGUUGGGCACUUUGCUUUGCAGCAGCUGUUGCAGACUGGAGCCAGGAUGGACGUUUGGAUGUUCUUCUGCCGUGUAGCAACGAUACUCAGUCAUCACACUUGGUGUGGCAGUUCUUUCAGCAGCUUCCUAAUGGCUCCUUCCAGCCUCGCCCAGCGCCCCUAGCGGAUUUGGACGAUGUCUCUACUGGCUUGUCUUACGUGUAUGUUCAGGCAUUCGACGUGAAUUCGGACGGGACAGCGGAUCUGCUGAUGAGGGACGGCCCGGCAUGGCGUUUGUUUCUAUCACAGCCAGAUGGGCAGUUAACAGAAGCGAAUGCGAGUGAAUCUUUGAAUCUUGUCAGAGAGUUGCCAGAGCUGGGUGUUGGAGAGACCUUUGUCCUAGCAGAUUGGGACUCGGAUGGCGACAUGGACCUGUUGACGGCUGCCGGGCACAGGGAUGGCGGCGAUGUUCGCCACUUUGACAACGGCUACUGCCGACUAGAUCAAGCUUGCACCGGCAGGGGGGCCUGUGGCCACUCCUCGGGCAAGUGCACCUGCUUUGUAGGGCACUCCCUGUCGGAUUGCUCCGAAUGCAGCAAAGGAUACUUUGAUCCAUUGCAGGUCAAUGUUACGUACCCAGCAAAAGAGCUGAUCCGAAAGUGUGUGGCCUGCCCGGGCACGCCUGGUGCGAUGCCGUGCUCUGGCCGUGGCUUCUGCAAUGACGAUGCAUCGACCAGGGAUAGACAUAGCAAAAAUGGAACCCGUUCGACCGUCCAUGGAGACGGCACUUGCAAUUGCUCAGCUCCCUUUACCGGAGAGAGGUGUGAGCGGGGCCUGUGUCUUCCAGGCCACAAGUAUGUGCAGGAUUCCAUCCUGCGGUGUGAGCCCUGCGAGGCAGGGUCUUUUGUUGACAAGCAUAGUCUGCAGCGAUACUGCAAAAGCUGUCCGGGAAACAGCUAUGCGAGUGCUCCGGGAAGCGCGCGAUGCCUCCCUUGUCAAGCAUUCUGGUGGAGGAUGUCGGUGACUGCGGAUAAGACCCGCUGCCAUCUGUCCUUCAUGAACGUGUGCGCCUUUACCAUCGUCCUCUUGCUGUCCUUCAUGUUCUUUGCCAUACUCUCUCACCUGGCAUGUUGUUCCAUGCCCAUUGAGGAUGUGCAGCUGAAGGAUGGCGUCCUCUGCCUUUCCGUCCGUGGACGUCAUUGGCUACUACGGCCUGCAAGAGUUGCCUUCAAAGACACAGGACAUCCUCUCCUCGAUGACAAUCAGAACUACCUGGUGGAGGUACAGAGCGACCGCGAACUCAUUGUGUGUGACUCACAAGGUGUUGCGCUGUCGCUCUCGGCGGAUGCGUCUCAAGGCACAUGCCACAUCCACCGCUUAGACAACGUCUGUCGUAGGGGAGUCUUUGGAGUUCCUUUCCUCCUAUGCCUCGGGCUGCUUGCCAUCCUCUUCGCAACCACCUUCUUCCUCCUGGGCGUCGUAGCCUUUGAUGCAGUCAUGGCCCUGGCAGGUCUCGCCCUCGCCGCCUUGGUUCACAGGUGGACUCAUCCGACCGCUUGUGAUCUAUGUCGAGAUCGAUGCCUCUUUGCGGCACGGCUUCGCAUCAACCAACCUCGGGCUUGUCCCAAGGGUCCAGAAAGAGGACUUGGAUUGGGGAAGAUUCAAGAGCUUUACGAUUUCUUCAGUGCCUACAUCGGUCUCCACAGGAACAUGUACUAUCUCUGCAGCAACAUCGUGAAGCCCCUGACUGCCAGAAACCAGCUGUCCUAUGCAGAGUUGGCAGGACCCUGCACUGUGUCGUUCUUCGUCUCUCACUACUGGGGCAUGCCAUUUCAGCACUUUGUGGAGUGCUUGAAGGGGCAUGCCGCGGAUCGGACAACCAGCUACUGGAUCUGCACCUUCGCGAACAACCAGUGGAGGGUGGCCGAAGAGUUGGGUGAGGACGUGCUUUGCUCACCCUUCUACCUGGCUUUGCGAAGCACUUCGUGUCAGGGCACUUUGGUUGUGCUCGACGAGGAGGUGCUGCCCUUGACCAGGUCUUGGUGUCUAUUUGAGCUCUUCCAGACCGAGAUGCUCAGCCGAGAGGGCGGCGGUUUCCAGGGACUUCUACUUGGGACCUCCACAGGUGUCAUGAACUACGGCCAGAGCAGCAUCGACCUCGCCCUGAAGAUCAGCAAGAAGCUUUCCACAUUGCGUCUCCAGGACGCCCAGGCCAGCUGCCCCCACGACAAGCGCAUCAUCGACGAAGCAGUGGCGAACCACCCGGGUGGCUUCGAAGCUGUUAAUUCCUUCCUCAUUGGGUCUGUGCAGGCGGCCUUGUAUCAGACGGAAGCACGCUUCCGAGAGGAUUUUGCUCGGCUGCAUCAGGACCUUGGGCACACAGCGGCACUGGCUCCAGAAGACUAUGCAGGCAGAGGGACUCAACCGAACCCGACGCUGCUGACCAGCCGCGGAAUACAGGAUCAGGUAGUAGAGGAGAAUGUCAAGGUGUAG
Symbiodinium sp. CCMP2592 is the source of this 8031-nucleotide messenger RNA. Lineage: Eukaryota; Dinophyceae; Suessiales; Symbiodiniaceae. The record is from the annotation of a GenBank genome assembly.